AUGUUUGGAAUUCAAGAUACUUUAGGAAGAGGACCGAUUCUGAAAGAUAAAUCUCUAGGUUCUGAGAUGGAUUCCGUCAGGUCCUGGGUCAGAAACGUUGGGGUUGUGGAUGCAAACGUAGCAGCACAAAGCGGAGUAGCUUUGUCCAGAGCCCACUUUGAAAAGCAGCCACCCUCCAACUUGAGGAAAUCCAAUUUCUUUCACUUUGUUCUGGCUCUCUACGACAGACAGGGGCAGCCGGUGGAAAUAGAGAGGACAGCUUUUGUGGACUUUGUAGAAAAUGAUAAAGAGCAAGGCAACGAGAAGACGAACAACGGCACCCACUACAAACUGCAGCUGCUCUACAGCAACGGUGUCAGGACAGAGCAGGAUCUCUAUGUGAGGCUCAUUGAUUCUGUCACCAAGCAGCCUAUAACUUAUGAAGGCCAGAACAAGAACCCCGAGAUGUGCAGAGUGCUGCUCACCCACGAAGUCAUGUGCAGUCGGUGCUGCGAGAAGAAAAGUUGUGGCAACAGAAAUGAGACCCCAUCUGACCCUGUGAUCAUUGACAGAUUCUUCCUAAAAUUUUUUCUCAAGUGCAAUCAGAAUUGCUUGAAAACAGCAGGAAACCCAAGAGAUAUGAGACGGUUCCAGGUGGUGCUAUCGACAACAGUGAACGUGGAUGGGCACGUGCUGGCUGUGUCUGACAACAUGUUUGUGCACAACAACUCCAAGCACGGGCGGAGGGCGAGGAGGCUCGACCCCUCGGAAGCCACGCCCUGCAUCAAAGCCAUCAGCCCAAGCGAGGGGUGGACCACAGGAGGAGCCAUGGUGAUCAUCAUCGGGGACAACUUCUUUGAUGGGCUGCAGGUGGUGUUUGGGACCAUGCUGGUGUGGAGCGAGCUGAUCACACCUCACGCCAUCCGCGUGCAGACGCCGCCCCGGCACAUCCCCGGCGUGGUGGAGGUGACACUGUCCUACAAAUCCAAACAGUUCUGCAAAGGAGCACCAGGCAGGUUCAUCUACACAGCUUUAAAUGAACCUACCAUAGACUACGGCUUCCAAAGACUGCAGAAGGUCAUCCCAAGACAUCCUGGGGACCCAGAAAGAUUAGCUAAGGAAAUGCUGCUGAAAAGAGCUGCUGACCUGGUCGAGGCCCUGUACGGAACCCCCCACAACAACCAGGACCUGAUCCUGAAGCGCGCGGCCGACAUCGCCGAGGCUCUGUACAGCGUUCCCCGCAACCCCGCGCAGAUCCCGGCGCUGUCCAGCUCCCCUGCCCACAGCUCCAUGAUGGGCAUCAACUCCUACGGCAGCCAGCUGGGCGUCAGCAUCUCUGAGUCAGCGCAGGGCAACAACCAGGGUUACAUCCGGAACACUAGCAGCAUCUCGCCCCGGGGAUACUCGUCCAGCUCCACCCCGCAGCAAUCCAACUACAGCACGUCCAGCGGCAGCAUGAACGGCUACAGCAACGUGCCGAUGGGCAACCUGGGCGUGCCCGGCUCGCCCGGCUUCAUCAACGGCUCCCCGACCGGGUCCCCCUACGGAUUGAUGUCUUCAAGUCCCACAGUUGGUUCCUCCAGCACUUCUUCCAUCCUCCCAUUCUCCUCCUCGGUGUUCCCUGCUGUCAAACAGAAGAGUGCCUUUGCUCCUGUCAUCAGACCCCAAGGGUCCCCCUCUCCUGCCUGUUCCAGUGGCAAUGGGAAUGGGUUCAGAGCCAUGACUGGUCUUGUCGUUCCCCCGAUGUAAGGAAGGGGCAGCUUUGCUGCUCUCCCUCUUCCCUUUUUUCCUCCUUUUUUUUUUUUUCAUUUUUCUUUUACAGCACAAAACUACUUAUUGUGAUGGACCACUAAAAAGGAAAAAAUAGCACUAAAAGCUCUUUUUUGGGGGAAAGCCAGGCCCAGGAAAAAAAAAAAAAAAGCAACUUUUUUUAUGGAUUGGACAAGAUAGAAGUCUGCAUCAUUUACCUGUUUCAUAUUUCUGACACAACCACAUCAACUCCACAAACAUUAGGAAUGAAGAAUCAGCAAGAGCCAGGAUGAACAAGAGUUGGCAGAAUGGAAUUAGAAAUGCAAAGUCUUUCCUGGAAGAAAAGAAAACCUUCCUAAGAUUUGUAAAAUAUUCAAAGGAAAAAAAGAAAUUGGCAAAAUGAUUCAAGCUUGAUAUUUUGGAUACAAUUUGUUUUACUUUGUAGGGGUAAAAAAAGCUGAAGUUUCUAUUUUCUAUGGAGCCUUUCAGAUAUUGAUUUAGUUUAUGCAGAAAAACAAUUCAACAAAACAGGGUACCAGCAUGAAAGAAUUUCUAGGACAAACUGACAUGAAUGAUGGAACUUGGUGUAUGUGUGUAUUUGCUUAUAGUUUAACCUCUUUAAAAAAUGUAAGAUGUUUUACAAUUAUUUAAAUAAAUAAACUUGUAACUUAUUGUAUGUAGAGGUAGAAAUUAAACCCUUUUUUGGACUUUUUUCCUCCAGUUGUACAAUGAAGAAAGAUGAUGCAAAAAUGUAGUGAUAAGUUUGAGAUAUAUUAUUACUGCUGCAAUUGUUCCUCACUUUCCCCCCUCUUAUUGAAUUCUUGUGCAAGGAUGUAUAGGAUUCUUUCUGAUUAACAAAACCCUCAGAAACUUUUACCUACAUUGUGCUAAACAGGUCAUGUAGGAAUUUUUUCACCCUCCUCAUCUUUUCCCCCCCUUUCCAUUUUUUGCUUCAAUUAAAAUAUUCAGGUACUAAGAUUAACUGCUAAGUCUCAAAGACCCAGCUGACGAGUGAGUGGCACUUAGGGAUUUGAGUGAAUCGGAUUUUUCAUGAGGUACUGAGUUUAUUUUAUAGAUUCAAUGUAUGAAUUAGGAGGGGAAGGGUUCUCUGUGGUUUUUCCAUGUAGUUAGAACACCUUAAAUUCAGUUAUGCUUCAUAUUAAGGGUGCAUUCAUAAAGGGUGAACAUGUAUUGGAGUGAUUUAUGCACUUUUAUCCUGAGUCAUUUAAAAUGGUAAGUAUUUGCCAGUUAUAUAUUGAGGUUCAUAGAGGUUAUCAAUUGCUUUGAAUUUUUCUGCAUUUUAGCCUAAAAAAAAAUAAUUUAGUUCUCCUUUGCAUCUCCUUUCCUGAAAUUGGAAGGUGAGGACAAGUCUAAUAAACUAAACCACAAAGUAUCCAACUAAACCAGAGAACAUUCAAAAGAAUUUGGUUGUUGGAAGGCUGUUUUUAGUGGGGGAAAAAAAAUCAGCUACACUGUACAGAGACCCCUCUAAAAUCCACACAAUUAAUGGCUGCAUGGACAUUGCUCCUAUGGAAACACCUUGAUGCUAAUCAAUAAACCCUAAAUAAGGCCCCAGGAUCUGAACUUAUCUAUUUGCCCAGUAGUUUUUUAUGGAUGGGUAAGGAAAAAUUGUGUUCUUGGUGACCUUUAUGGAUGGUAGAAGCUGAGUUGUGAAAUUGGGACAACUCACAUGGCUGAGCUCAUUUGGGGCUGGUGUGGAGAUAAAUUGGGAUUAGGAAGAGCCAAAAAUCCUCUCUGCAGACCCACAGCUGGAUGGGGAUGGGAGGCUGAGGGGGGAUGACCUGAAGGACAGGUUUUGGGCACAGCCCAAAGAGAGCAGGGCGUGGAACCAGAAAAUCCUGGAAUGGUUGGGUUGGGACAUAAAACUCAGCCAGUGCCACCCCUGCCAUGACAGGGACACCUUCCACUGCCCCAGGGACAAGGUCCUGCAAGUUCCUUUUCCUGGUGUAGAGCCCAGUUCAGUUUAUGGGAUAAAUCCACCCACUGCACGUGGACUCUUAAAGGAUUUCUCAGAGGGUCUGGAGACACCCACUGGGCUGCUCUGGCCAUUCCUAAAGGAAGUCCCAGUGUUGGCAGGGGGUUUUGUACUCCUGACUGUGCUGGGAGGUUUGGCAGGGUCUUCAUUUGGUGCCUUCUCAAUGCCAUUGAUUCCCUUUUUAAAAAGUGGAGGGAGUUAAUCUCUUCUAGGAUUAGAUCUCUUCUAAAACUCAAGGCCCAGCUCAUAUCAGCAAAAACAAUAAUUUUAAGAGAGAUUUGGUGGGAAUAAUAUGGGUUUAAGAAACAUGGUUAUAAUUAAUAUUUUGCAGUCAGGCUACUGAAGCUGUCUGAGUUCCACAAAAAAUGAAAUAAAAUAAAUCCCUGUUAAUUAUGGCUGCAGGUCGAUUGUCCUUA
Molecule: messenger RNA, 4140 nt
Organism: Ficedula albicollis (Collared flycatcher)
Lineage: Eukaryota; Metazoa; Chordata; Aves; Passeriformes; Muscicapidae
Gene: EBF2
Product: early B-cell factor 2
Exons: 16
Coding region: 1-1728 (575 amino acids)
Biological process (GO): regulation of transcription by RNA polymerase II
Molecular function (GO): RNA polymerase II cis-regulatory region sequence-specific DNA binding; DNA-binding transcription factor activity, RNA polymerase II-specific
Source: RefSeq, a predicted model, not a curated record